This is a messenger RNA of Grus americana (Whooping crane), 9152 nucleotides long. RefSeq names its product zinc finger DHHC-type palmitoyltransferase 15 (gene ZDHHC15). Gene Ontology annotation, molecular function: protein-cysteine S-palmitoyltransferase activity. The coding region runs from base 1335 to 2417 and encodes 360 amino acids. NCBI's taxonomy places the organism in Eukaryota, Metazoa, Chordata, Aves, Gruiformes, Gruidae. The transcript is spliced from 13 exons. Gene Ontology annotation, biological process: protein targeting to membrane; peptidyl-L-cysteine S-palmitoylation; synaptic vesicle maturation. The record is from RefSeq and is a predicted model, not a curated record. Gene Ontology annotation, cellular component: Golgi apparatus; endoplasmic reticulum.
CUUACUGUUUGUAAAACGUAUUGCUGGCAAAAAUGUUGGCUUCUCAGCUCUGUGCAGUGUGGGGAAGGAGGAGAAGGCAAGUGGACAUUCAUAUCUUCCUCUUCCAACUAUAUAUAUAUAUAAAACAUAGACUGUGGAUUUCACAAUCCGAGUCAGAUGUCUGAGGUUUGGUGUUCAGGGUUACAUGCAGCUCAGGCCAACGUAUGUUACGGUAUCUGCAAAGCACUUUUGCUACAGCAGGGACUGCCCAAAAGCUUGGUUAAGCUGGACCACACACAGAAAACUAAAACAAGUACCAAAAAGUUCAGGUUUUGUACUGGAAGAGUUUAGCAGCCUGAAGGAGAGAACAGUGACCAUCUAGACGGUGGGUGGGUAGGGGAGAGGUUAAGACAGCUGUCACCUCAUUACUGAACAAAUUCUGUGAGAAAAUCAGAGGUUGUAGGUCAUCGUGUCCAUCUUAAAAUACUGAAGGAACUAAAUAUGGAAUUACAAGUGUGGUCUAAGGAUUUGUAGCUGAUGUCUGAAUUUUCAGGGAUUUGGGCAGGAGAAUAGCAAAUGCGGCACCUGUACCCAGAACCACGGAAAAGCUGUUAGAAGCAGCGCAGACCUGCGAGUUUGAUACCAACAGUUGGGAAAGUUCUAGGACAAAUUCUGAGGGGAAAAAAUGAAGAACAAAGAGGUGACUGGAAAGUGUGGUAAAUUAUAGCAAGGUCUUAUCAGAAGUACGUUCUGUUAGAUAAAUCGCUCUCUUGAUGAGAAAACUAAUUUCCUUAGCAGGGGCAAUAUAGUGGAUUUAAUUAACUGAAGCCUUAAUUCAAAACACAUUACUGAAUGUGGAAAUGAGGGGGAUUCCUACAGGAAUUCAAAGGGGGUUGUGGAGCAGGUUGGGGCAGUCUUUUUUUUAUUUUUUUUUUUUUUUUUACACUAAAUGCCCUGUUAUCAGGUUGUCGGAGGGGAUUCUCGUUUUAUUCCCCGGGUCAUCUUGAAUCUGAUCUUCCCAUAUACUAACCAAGGUUUGUGCUUAGGAAAUUGGAGAGGAAUACAGAGCUGGUGGUGUCAGUGCAGAGGACAGGAUUGCACUAUUAAAACCAACCCAAACCAAGAGAAGUUUAGUAGCCCAGAGCAGACACUUGUACGACUAACGAUAAAACCAGCCUUUCGUGUAAAGAGUCAGCAGCCGGAGAGAACGCAAAGACUCCUCACGCCCGCGCCGCCAGGGGGCGCCGCAGUGCCGCGCCCAGCCUCGCCGCUGCCCCCCGUCAGGCCGCUCAGCCGAGCUCCGAGCGCUGCCUGCCUGCCUGCCUCCCCCGCCGCCGCCCAGCCCCGCUCAGCCGAUGGCCGAUGCGGCCGGGCUGAGGCGAAAGAUGGCUCUGUCGCGGGGGCUGCGGUGCUGCCAGCGGGCCUUCGCCUGGCUGCCCGUCCUCAUCAUCGCCCUCGUCGUCCUCUGGUCCUACUACGCCUACGUCUGCGAGCUGUGCCUCGUGACUCUGAGCAACCCUGUGGAAAAAGUGGCCUAUCUUACAAUAUUCCAUAUUCUCUUUGUGCUCUUUGUGUGGACAUAUUGGAAGUCUAUUUUUACUCUCCCAGUACAGCCAGGCAAAAAGUACCAUAUGUCCUAUGCUGACAAAGAGCGCUAUGAAAAUGAAGAAAGGCCGGAGGUGCAGAGGCAAAUUCUGGCCGAAAUUGCAAGGAAGUUGCCGGUGUACACAAGAACGGGGAACGGAGGUGUUCGAUUCUGUGAUAGAUGCCAGCUAAUAAAACCUGAUCGUUGUCACCAUUGUUCUGUUUGUGCUAUAUGUGUGCUAAAAAUGGAUCAUCACUGCCCAUGGGUGAAUAACUGCAUUGGAUUUUCUAACUACAAAUUCUUUCUACUGUUCUUAGCCUAUUCUUUGUUGUAUUGCUUGUAUAUUGCUGCAACAGUCUUCAAGUAUUUCAUUAAGUAUUGGACAGGUGAACUGACUAAUGGACGUUCCAAAUUUCAUGUCCUUUUCCUUCUCUUCGUGGCAGUCAUGUUCUUUGUAAGCCUUAUGUUUCUUUUUGGCUACCAUUGUUGGCUCGUCAGUAGAAACAGAUCUACAUUAGGUGCACUGAAGCUCAUCUGUCCCAAAACAUCAGACCUCUGCAGCAGCUUAGAAGAGGCUUUUUCAGCUCCAGUGUUUCAAAAUGGCCCAGAUAAAAAUGGAUUCAAUCUUGGGUUUGUAAAGAAUCUUCAACAAGUGUUUGGAGAAGAAAAAAAGCUCUGGCUACUACCUAUUGCCUCCAGCCAGGGCGAUGGACAUUUUUUCCCAAUGAGAGCUUUGUGUGAAGCUCAGAAUCCUCUCCUAGCAAAUGAGGAGCAGUGGGAAGAUGAUGGAAUAGAUGAAGAGCCUCACGAUUCUGGUGAAGCUUCAUCCCUUGCUAUAGAAAGGGAGACAUAGCAGUUUGAGGAUGCAGCAGUAGAAAGCCUGCUGGAAAGCUUCCCUCUCAGGAGUCAACAUCCCUUCUCCUGGCAUGGACUUUGGUUUUGAGAGGCAGAAAGCACGUGGAUCUUCAAGAUAAGAAAACAUCAUGAAGUAUCGUCUGAUUGGAAUCUGCAUUCUAGAGUGCUUCUCCAGAAAUCCUGCUAUCUAGAUGUUUCAAGGCUUUAUAAGUUUUAAGUUAUGGAGUGAACAGAACAGUUUCAUAGAGUGAUUCUGGCCAAUCUUCUUUGGCCUGCUCUCUUUAUUUUAUAAAUAAUAUAUAUUUUUUAUUCAAAAUAGGUAAAAAGUAUUGAUGCGAGGGCAUUUCCAAAGGCCUUUUCAUUUUGCAAACAUCAGGGACUCGAGUUCUUGAAAUUCUUCCAAGCCAUAAUAUUCUUGGGGAUGGUAUUUAUUUUGAGACUGAUUCUCCAACCUUCUCUGACAAGUGGCAUUUUCUAAUGUGUUUAAAGUUCUGAGUCAGUUCAACUCAGUGAGAGACAGACCCACUUAAAUUUGGCACUAAAUUGAUAGUUGGAUAUAAGUGUUUUGAAAGAAAAAGUGCUGAACAUGCAUAUAUACAUGUGCAGCUGUGUAUGAAAAUAAAAUUCACAUUGCCAAUAUCAAGAUUCAAGAAUAUUGUGGCCAUAGAUUUGGGGUUUUUUUAAACAUUUUUUAAGGAAGGUGGAAUUGUCUUUGAGUUACAGUGUCCUUUAAGCCCAAUCCUAUUUGCAGAGACGUAAAAUGCAAAAGGAAACUUUAGACAGUACCAUUUGCAUUAAUUCCUAGGGCUAAAAUGACCAACUUUGCCUGGUAAUUAGAGUAUUAUCAACUCAUUCCUGGAUUGGUGUUUGAUGGAAAUUUGUGUGUGUGUGGAGUCAGAAAGGAAGAUGGAAAUUCGAAAUACGUGAGUUGGAAACGUGCACUGAAAAUUUAGCUCCAACAGCAGCGUUUGGGGAUUGUGCUCCACAAAGGUGGUUUUAGUCCCAUAAUGUUGAAGAGAUAAUUGAUGUAUUGAAUUACUUCAACCUUCUUCCUAAGGGUUUUCAGCACUAAGAGGCAAUCAGGUUUUACCUUUAUUUUGCUCCAUUUGCAGUCAAAGGAAUGUAUCACUGUUUUUAUUCUGUGGAUGGGAACUGAGAAUUUGCUGGCAGGAUUAUAUGCAUUUUUUCUAGACCUGAGUGGUUUUUUAUCUGCAUGAUUCAGACCUGGCAACUCCACAACUCAUGUUUGAAUUAGGUGCAUGCUUAAAGUUUUGGUAUACUGCCUUUCAGGUAAUUUGUUACCAUUUUCUAUCCCAGUUUUGUGUUUAUCAGCCCGUUUGUGUUCACAGUGACUACAGAAGCAGUUGUGCAUGUCACGAGAAAUUACCUGAUAAGUAUCUGUUUGGUGACAAUACUAAAUCCUUUUUUCCUCUGUUUACUCUGGUUUAAACUGUGCCCUGCGGACAGGUAUUUUGUACAGCAGCCUCUGUAGUUUGGUGUGGAGCGAGCAGUGACCUGAGUUGGUAGGACAGGGUGGGGUGUCCCAGGCGUAGCGUAGGCUGCACGCUCUGCUCUUCAGAGCCGUACCGAGCAGUGUUCCUGCUUCGACCGCUUCAACCACGUCUGUUGGGUGGUUCUGUCAGCAGACGGCUGCCGAGUGCUGAAACUAUUUUUCCUAUCAAUCUAAUCCUGCAUUUCUAAUGUAGAUCUCGUGGUGGGCCUUAAGCUGCGUGUAAGAUGGCAGGAGAAUUAAUCACCUCAUUUCUGGCGAAAUGUGUUCUGGAGAGGGAUCUUGGGAGGAAGAUGGCAGCUAAAGACAAUAGGAAAUGUAUAGGAAUUUAGCACCAACGGAGGUGCUGUCUGUGCCUUUUGAAACUCUAAAUUCCUUGUCUGUAAGAACAGGGAGAUGAUUUGGUGACUUUGUUUCAUUCUGCCAGUUGAAGUGUAUUUUUAAGACGGGAGGAUCAGAGCUGUGUCUGAAGCUGUGUGGAUUUGCAGGAGUUUUCUGAGCAGGUUCUUGUGUCCUUGCUGGAUUUGGUUCUGUUUACAACCACAUCAUCUCUCAGGGUCGUUUCUCUGCCCAGCGGCAGCAGCAGAAGCUGCCGAAAAGAUCUGCAGGCAGUAUCCCUGCCUGCUGCCUGCCUGCAGCACUGUUCAUUAGGUAGUACAUAAAAUCAAUUUUUGUCUUCUAAUUAUUACUAAGGCAGAUGUCUUUGUGAUAACACGGCUAUCCAGCUCAGGUUUAGAAACAGUUUUCAAGGUUUCCAAGUAACUUACUCCUAUUCAGUAACUUUUCCUGUAAUUAGUUGUGGCCGGUUUUUCCCUUUCCUUAAAAGCAGCUCGGCCUCACACACUCGGUUAUAAGAAACUCUUGUCCAGGCAGAAGCAAUAACUAGUUGGACAGCUUCAGCACCACUUCAAAUCACUAGUCCCACGUCAGAUUUCUGACAGCUGGCGCGUGCACGGUCUGUGCUGCGUUCCAGUGCCGCAGAACAGCCGGGCAGGUUCCUCGGCGCCCCGGGGAUUGAAGCCGAGCGCAGAAAGCUGCAGGGAAAGGUGGGUGUCCGGGAAUGCAGCGUCCGUGGGGCGUUUGCCGGAGACGUGACGCGUCUGCGUUCUUCAAGGCAGCGAGUAAAUGAAGAGUCGGAUCCCUGGGGGGAAACGUAGCGUUUCUCAAAAUACUGCUGCCGAGGUCUUUUUGCUCGGUGCGUUCUUGCAGCUGAUGCCACAAACCUAAUUGCAGAUGGCCUCCUAAUGGAAUACGGUUUUUCCAAUGAGUAUUUUUGGCCUUUAAAAAGGCCGUUAACUAGAGAUCCGGGCAGCGUAAAAACAGUCAUUUUGACUGCACCCCCUGCGACCUGUGGUUUUAAACUGGGCUCCUAUUUACUUUUUUUGCCUUUGCUUCUGAGAGGAAGUUGCAUAGAAAGAACGUGAUCGACGCAGGAUGCGUAAGGUUCUGUCGCGUGUUCUAGGUAAAUGCACUGGAAAACAAACUCCUCAGGCUGUCUGUAGUCACUGCUGCAGGUAACAAAAGAGGUGGAGUAUUCAGCCGAGCGCGUGGUACUUUUUUUAGCGUGCAAAUGGCUCUUUAAGGCGUACACCCGCUACAUCUCCUUUGUUUUCCACCCCUGUAACCCUCACACAGAGGCUCUCCCCCACAUCCCCACUAAGGGCUGUGCAAUCAAACCUCUCCCCCACCUCACCCGCCCCUCCCAAACAGCCGGAGCCCUCGUCCCAGUGCUCCAGGCACAGGGCUCGUCCCUCCAAGUCUCGCUCAUACCAACACCAGGAGCAUCUCUGACAAGUGUCGAACACAGCCAUGGUGGUGUGAGCUUAAAUUGGGGCACAGAAGUGGGAGUUCAGCCCAGGUGCAGCAUGGUGUUACCUUUUGUUUGUAUCUCAGCAUUUCCCGUCCUUGUGUGAGGGAGGGCUUUCUCUGCUGUGAGGAACUUUCCAAGUGAGUGUCACUGUGUGAAAGUUGGAUUUUACUGUGAUACCUGCCACUGUCUCAUCCCUGUACUCCUAAAUCAAUGCUCCAAAGUAACUGACCACUAACAACCACCCCCUCCCCUCCCAUUUAUGUUCAGGUACACUGUACUCUUUUAAAGAGAAAACAUCAUAUUGAUGUUUCUGUGGAUAGCAUUGUGGUAGGUCCUGUCCUUGGCCAGCGAGUCCUGUCCAAGGAAUCGGGACUUCUGUAAGCCUUGCUGUGCUGCAAUUUUGUUUUGUGUUGCUGAAUUGGCACAGUAUGUUUUGGGAGUAGAAUAAGGUUAUAUUCCGUUAAACGGGAAGCAGUACUGUAUGUUUUGAGUAGGCUGUACCUAGUGCCUGUAGUGUACGGUCAUUGACAAGGGGAAGCUUCCUAAUAGCACUAUGGCAACGAAUGUUUACUUCCUGGAGCAAACCAGAAAUGUGAUUCAGCAAAAUCUCUACUAGCUGUAGUUUUUUAAUUCUGUAUGCUGGGGUGGACUGAAAGCACAACUUAGUAUUACCAAACCUGAUGCAUAAAGUCUGUACCAUAAUAUGAAUGUAAAGUGUCAGGGGAGGGGAAAAAAAAAAUAAAUUACGUUUUCUUCCCCAAAGUUAGAUCCAAGAAUGAUGGGCUAAGAUGUGUUUAGGGACCCAUUGCCUCCCACGUAGCUGUUACAUCAGCAGAACAGAUUUACUCUUUGCAUAGCUGCUCAUUCACAGAAGUGUUGAAUUAGCAGGGUAAGGAGGCGCUGUUGACCUUGUUUAUUAAGCCAGAAUGAAUUAACUCAAAGGGUCACGUUUCCAUUUCAGUGACUCCUGUGGUACAAAUUUUUUGAAAUGGAUCCAUAGUACUUGAACAUACCUUGAUUUUAUUGGGGUUUUUUUUCCAAUUCUGUCAGCUUCUCUUUUGUUACAGAAUGCUUGCAAAUAUCAACUCGUUCUGAAACCAUCGGUUAAAGCAUUUGCAUGGCAGAGUGGCUUUUUUCAUUGAAAGUCUGUCAAACAGCUCGGAGUGACAAGCCGAGGAAUGUUGUGGCAUUACCACGUACUCUUCUUGCUUCACGCGUUAUUUCCUUUUCUGGUAAUUAACACUGAGAUCAUACCCACUGGUAUGCACUUUUAUUCUCCUUGUCCUUUUUCCAUCUCCCUUUGAGAGUCUUUCCUCUUCCUCCUGAAUAGUUAAAAUAUUACCAGCUUUCAACUGGUUGUGCUGGUUUUUUGGAUACUGUGAGCAGGUGUCAUUUUAAGCAGUUGUGCCAUGUAUUUUAUUUGUAACUAAUGUUAAUAUUUGUCAGGUAUCAGUUUGUGAUUCUCAUCAUUCAGGCUCGGCUUGCGUUGCUCAGCGCAGUGGGAUCCAACCUCCUGUAUUGCUUUGCUCUCCUCCCUAAAAAUCUUAUUUCUUCAUUUUCUAGCUUCAGUUUGGAAUGACAACCUUGUGAAAGGAAAUGUCAGUUUACUUUUCAGAGGAGCCCGUAAGCUGGUUAUGCUUUCAUGCUGCUUAAAAUACUUUUUUUUUUUUCCUGUUUGAAGUUUUAAUUAUUUACAGCAGCAUUUGUAAAACUUUAGUGGAUAAUAGCCACUGUUAAAAAAACAAAAUAGAAAAGUUAAGGAGGGGAAAAAAACCCCCCACCCAGAAAGACUCACCAAAAAGGACAAAGGGAUCAUCUUUGCCUCUUACUCCAGUUGUGCUUGAAAAGAAAUGCCUGCCUGCACUGUGCUAGUAUCAAACAGCUUGUGCCACGUGCAGGUGUUUACCUGGAGGCUGUUUCAGUACUUACUGUCCUGAACUUUUCUGGAGCUCCAGCUUGGGCUAAACCCUGCAGGGAGCCCACACGAACUCCUGUCCUCCCCGUCUCCUUUCUAACCAGGAAGGCGCAUGCUGCACCUUCUCAGAUCAGCACUUCCCUUUAUAAGAGAAAUGAAAAUCCAGUGGAUUCCUGAACGUGUUGGUGUAUUUUUUUUUUCUUUUUCCUGCCUUUUUCUGGAGGACCCAGGAGCCUCUAGGACUUGUAGGAGAGAGAAGUCUCUCCUAUGGGCACCUGGCAUCCUGAUGAGGUAAUGAACCAUCCUGGUGAGAUAAUGAGCUGCCUGGGCUGGUGCAGAGGUGCCUCCCCCAAGGAGGAGGUACCAUUUUUAUGAGGAAGAGCUUGAGCAGGGAAGGUAGGUGGAACCUGUUGUGCUGAGUUAACUCCCUGCAUCAGGCUGCUGCUUCUGCAGUAACUGCAUGAACGUGUCACUUCCUGCUGUACUCACUGAGCGACGGCUGCUCCAGAGUAAUCCCAAAUUGCAUUGUUGGAGCAGGGAACUUGUAACAGCUUCACUUUUGCUGGUGACUUACACAAUAGAAACGGUCAUGUUAUUGUCUAAAUUAUUCUGGUUUUCGUCUCAAAGAGACUUAUGAAAACGGGUCCCUCAAAGACAAAACUUAAAGUCUCAGGAUCAGAUAAUCGCAGACCCAGCCCUAUGUUCGAAUCCAGCAUCAGGAGUUUUUUACCUGGCUUCAGACUAAAGCCAGUGGUUUUCAGCAGAGUUCUGUCUGGGCAGGAACACUCGCCCCGGGCAGAACGCUAACUGCAAGGGCCAUUCUGGGGUCGGAAGGCUCUGUUUGGGAGCCAACACACUUACUACCUCUGGCUGGGUCAGAAAAUGCCGCAGCGCAACGCCCUUUUCCUGUCGGGGAAGGCUGGCUUAGAGGGCACUGUGCCGGUAACUGCUAAAUCAUUGGAAACAGAAACAGCAAAGUCACUGUAUUGAUUUGUUAUUACAUUCAGCUGCUCUUGAGAUCACCGGUACGGCCUGCUGGUGGUGUCUGUAAGUACAAUCGCGUACAAUCAAGGCUGUUCCGUUCAGCCACGGACAUGCUGCUCGGAGCUGCUGUUUAAUACCGAUGUCUCACCCCGUAAUGGAAUAGGAAGGAAAUGUUUUCCAGUGAAUGUCACGAACCCUCUGCUGACAACAUUUGGGAUUUUAGUCAGGUUCAGGAGUUUAAUGCUGCUGCCAGCAUCAAGGCUUUUGAUAUCAAAUGGGUUUUUACAAAAGCUUUGGAUACUCGUUUUUACUGUCCGACAAAUCUUCUGUCUUUAUUAUGAAUGCUUUGUGUACGUUUCGCUAGCAUUUUCCAAGUGUUUGUAUGGUUUCUACAGCUGAAUAUCCUGUACGUUCUGUUUUGUCAUUUUCUAUUAUGGUUUCUACUAGAAAGCCUGUGCGGUUUGCACUGUUCUGCAGGUGAGAACUGCAUUAAAACCAUUUUUGGCUAAUUUAU